Messenger RNA from Sitophilus oryzae (rice weevil), 2061 nucleotides. It is a transcript of the gene peng, whose product is annotated as protein penguin. The record is from RefSeq and is a predicted model, not a curated record. NCBI's taxonomy places the organism in Eukaryota, Metazoa, Arthropoda, Insecta, Coleoptera, Curculionidae. Gene Ontology annotation, cellular component: nucleolus. Gene Ontology annotation, biological process: regulation of translation. Gene Ontology annotation, molecular function: mRNA binding. The transcript is spliced from 5 exons. Bases 115 to 2022 code for a protein of 635 amino acids.
GAAAAAAUUAACCUCAAAUAUCGACACGCGUUUUUGUCCUGUUUUCUGCUCUGUUUUUCUUGUUAAGUUUUUCUUGAUUUUUCUUAAUAAGUAGCCUCUGUUAAUAUUGUUACAAUGAAAAAGAAAGCAUCAACGGAAAUUGUAGAGAGUCCUUCGAAAAAAAUUAAGGUAUCCCAAGGUCCAAAAGCCAAACAAAAACGAUCUAACGAAUCCCCAAAAGCAAAGAAACUUUCCAAAAACAAAUCAAAUGAUCAGACUGAAAAAUUGCCAGAAUCCAAAUUUACUAAAGUUGUAAAAGGCACACCAACAAAUCUAAAAACUGUGAAACCUAAGAAAUUGCCAGCAAAAAAUGUUUCCAACGAUUCAAAUAAUUCCAAUAAGAAUAAGGGGGUUAAUGAAAAAAUUGAAGACUGGAAUAAGUUUAAAAAGGAGAGAAAAGAACUAAGGUUGAAACGGAUUCAGGCUAGGACAAAGGAUAACUUUGAUAGAAUACAACAAGCAAAAAAGAUGGGAGAAAAACUUAGAUUAAAAACAUUAAAGCAAGAGGAAAGGAACAAAGUAAUAAACCAGUUGCAUGGUUUGCUAAAAACUCACUAUGCAAAAUUUGUAUUGGCUCAUGAUACAGCCAGAAUUGUACAGUGGUUGCUAAAGUAUGCUAGUAAAGUUCUUGUUCAUCAAAUCUCUCAGGAACUCAUACCUGUAACAGUCAGUAUGCUACAAUCAAAGUAUGGCAUACAUUGCAUUAAGCGUUUAUUAAAAUAUGGGCAAAGUGAUAUUAGAUCGUCAGUGAUUGAUCAAUUAAAAGGUUCAGCUGUUAAAUUAGCAACUCACAGUCUUAGCGCUCCCAUAGUCGAAUAUGCUUUUUCAACCUGGGCGACCAAUGCACAAAAACAAUUUCUUAUUCAGGAGUUUUAUGGAGAUUUGUACAAAAACUCUAAAGACCCCAAAGUUAAACAUUUAAGAGAUGUUUACAGUGAAAAUGACAGUAUGAAAGCAGCCACUUUAGGAGCAUGCAAAUCGAACAUUAAGAAAGUUCUUAAUAAAUCCUUAUUGGACUCUGGCUUAGUUCAAUCAGUCUUGUGUCAAUAUUUAGAAGAGUGCUCACCAGAAGAUAGAGCUGAGUUGAUUUCAGAAUUGACAAGUCAUAUUGUAGUUAUAAGUAAUAGUAGAGAUGGUAGUAGGGCGGCAAUGCAGUGCAUUUGGCAUGGUUCAAAUAAAGAUAAAAAGGUUAUUAUAAAGUCUUUAAAGGAACAUCUGAUUGAGUUGUGUAAACAUGAAUUUGGUCACAAUACAAUUAUAGUGUUAUUAGACUCGGUAGAUGAUACUGUACUACUUCAUAAAGCUAUUAUCACAGAGAUUUUGAAAAAUGCAAAGGAUUUGGCUGUCAAUGAGUGGGGCAGAAAGGUUUUAUUAUGGUUAGUAGCACCUGGAGAUCCAACAAUUUUUCAUCCAAAAUUUAUAAAAGAGGUAACUGAUGGAAGAGAACAAUCAGGUUCGAAAAAAUCGCCUGAAUCUAGAAGGCAAGAAAUUUUGAAUUAUUCCAUUUCAACAUUAUCAAAUUUAGUUAUAGAAGAUACACAAUUUUGGCUCUCAAAUGGUUCAUUAGCUAUUGAAAUGUUAGCUAUAAUAAAAGCUGGAACUGGGUCUGUACUUGAAGAGGCUUUAUCAAGCAUUGUAAAAGUUAUAUCUGACGUAAGUUGGAGUAUUAGUGAAGGUGACAAAGCCAUUUUAGGAAUUGAACAUGCUGGACUUCACAUGACUCUAAAGAAAAUGACUCAAUUUUUUAAAACUUUACCUGUCGAUAAAGGCCCGACUUUUGGAAAAAUUUUAAUAGAUAAUUUGACAGAUGAAGUGAUCAGCCACUGGCUUAAGAUAAACAGAGGAUGUUUUCUUUUAGUAGCUGUGUUUGAAAACAAUGAAGAAAGUAUACAGAAGUUGUUGAAACGUAAAUUAAAACCUCAUAUGAAACUUUUAAAAUCGCAAACUACACCAGGUGCAGCAAUAUUAUUAAAGAAAUUGUAAUAUAUUUUAAUAUUUCAAUAAAAUAAAAUAUUAAGUGUA